AUGAUAUGAAUGUAAUGUACAUACUUUUAAACCAGUGGAGGGGUGAUUUAACCUUAAACUUUGACGGGAUAAUGUUCGUUGAUUGUUUAUAAUAGAAAUAAAUUACAGUAACAACGGUUUGAAUUGCCGUACGGGUCGUUGUUUAUAUGUUAGAUCCGGGAGCCAAAGUACAACUGUAUGCAAUACAUGCUUCAGGCGCUACUUUUUGAUUCAGAAGAGUACCGUUUUUAACUACUAACUUUUAACAUAAUAAUUAAUCAGACUCGUAAGAAGUGGUGAUUUUCUGUGAACAUGAGUCUCAGGACAUUGUUUCAUUUUGCUGUAGCAGCACAUUACUGGUUUGGUUGCUGGUACGACUGGAACUAUGUGGUCAUUCCAAAACGUGUCCAUAAUAUGGGAGAGUCCUUUGGAUUUAGUGGAAAAUUCAAGUUCCUCACCUACUGGAAUGCGUGCCUCCAAUCGAUGUUCUUCACGAUAUGUUUCCUGAAUGAUAUAAUUGGUACAAAUGAAAACAUUCCCAAGAAGACACCGUGGAUAAGGAAACUGAAGGAUACGAUAUUGUGCACUUUGGCGUUUCCUAUUUCCAUGUUCGUCGGACUUUCGUUUUGGGGUAUUUACUUGCUCGAUCGAGAGUUGAUUUUUCCCAAGGCGAUAAGUCCAUAUUUCCCGCAUUGGCUCAAUCAUCUUAUGCAUACGCACAUCAUGGUCACUAUUCUCAUCGAGAUGUGCCUCUCGUGUUGUAGGUAUCCUUCUCGCAAACGAGGCCUUACGAUCCUAUCCACGGUGAUGGUUUCCUACCUGAUAUGGCUGUUAGUGAUAUACUACUACAAUGGUUUCUGGGUGUAUCCUGUUUUGACCGUGUUGAACGUUCCGCUCAAGGCUGUGUUCUUCCUAGGAAACCUAGGAAUAUCCGUAAUGCUUUACAUACUAGGUGAAAAAAUCAAUAACGCAUUGUGGGAUAACACUUUCAAGAAUGCCAAGAAAGCGUAAGAUAGUGCGUGUGGUUAUAGUUGUUUUGUUAGUGAUCCCGGAAAAUUUGGAAGCUUCUUGAUUAGGCAAUAACCCUUUUCACAUUUAUUGCUAGUAGUGCCUUGAUUGCGAAUGGAAAUGUGGAUUCUAGCAAAUUGAACAGUAGAACGUUAUGUUUACAUAAAAAUCAUAUAAGUAGUUCUUUUUUGUGUCAUUUCUGUGCUUCCAUCUUUUCCAGCAAAUUUGUGUAAAUAGCUGUUACAGUCAACUGUUUGACUGAUGUAGAGUAUAAAUUGUUCAAAACAGUGAAUCGGGUGAUUUUGAAAGUCAAAUGGUAUGCAACUUAUUCGCACUUUAAAUCACAGAUACGUGACAUUAAACAUAUGAAAAAUGUAAAAUAGUGAAGGAAGUUACUAAUGUUGCGAUGAAUGUUAGAUUAGCUUUUCAAGAGAAUUCCACUGUAAAAUAUAUUUAUGAUUUAAUGUUCAUUAGUUACCAGUAGAUAAUAGGUGUUAUUUUUAAUAAUAAUUUACGACAAUAUAGUUUUUCAAACUACACCCAAGUGCGCCUAAUAUAUAAAGUAAUAAUAAUAUCCCAUUGGCGUUCAAUGUCUAAAUAGUCAAAAUGUUUGACAAAAUGGGGGGUGUUCCAAAAUAAACGCAAGUAUUGAAUUAAAUAGAAAACACGCACAGGUUGAGGCAGUGGCGUAGCUACCUAGGGUGGCACCCGGUGCGGAAGUUGGUGUCGUCUCAUCGAAAGUCAAAAGCAAUAAAUUUUAUAUGAUUUAUAAAUGUCGUGGAUCAUUUAAUAUUUAUAAUUAAAAUAUGGAACAAAUAACAAAACACAAUAAAAACAUAGACAGAAAACUAUUUUUAUCUUACAAUUAAAACCUCUUCUUUCUACCUCAACUCAGAAAUAACUUCAUUAAAAUUUAUAUUUUGUGUUGCUUCGUGUUCGCUGGCAAAUAUACCAACAUUGCUAAACCGUGAUUGGGUCAUUGUUGCCCGCAAAUAAUUUUCAUUAAUCUUAACUGAAACUCCUUUCACGGGAAGCUACGGACACGCAAACUGACACGAACAAUUUUAGUGCAAUCAUAAGAUUUGGAAGAGCUUCUGUAAAAUCCCAUUCUAUAAUAAACUUUAAAAAAUUUAGAGAUACCCAAUCGGAAACUGUAACAUUAGCGGCUUUUAAGUGUCUUUGCAGUCUUGGUAUCUCCAAAAGUAAUUCUGUUUCAUCAUAAAAAUCACCAAAAGCAAAGUAUUUGUUUGUACGAUCUCGAACAAUGAAGCUAGGUCUUGAAGAGAUUUCGAUCUUGUCUGGCGUUCAACUCUGAAAAAGCUGAGUGACCGGGUCGCUGCCCCCCUUGCUACGCCACUGGGUUGAGAUUACCUUAGAGCUGGCCUUAGCAAGGCAGUACAACCAAGCAUUGGUAAUCCAGUUAUCUCCAAUACAAGUGAUCAGUGCAAUGUUAACCUGCUGUAACGUGCGCUUUUGGUUUGCCAUCUCCAUAGUGCGUAAUUAUUUGUCGCGUUUGAUGUGCUAAUAUGUAAUAUCAUGUUAUCAAGUACGCAAAAAGGAAAACCCUUAUUUCUUGCGUUACCUGUUGGAUGUAGUCGCAAUUAUUUUCCAGUGAAUGUAUAUAAGAGUUAUUGUAGGAGUAGAUUUUUGCACAAAACAUUAAGUAAACACAGUGCCAUUGUCUCUACAAUUUAUCACAUUUUCCUCCCAAAAUACACAUUCCAAAAAGAAACAUUAUGCAAGCAUGUUCAAAUUAAAAUGAAGAAGUUUCAAAUUUUAAUUUACCACUGACACUGGUGAUCUGUUAGUAACUUAACUCGUAUUCAUGAAAUAAAGCAAUAAAACAAUAAGGCUUGUGUGUUAUUUAUGAUGAAAUGUUUAAAUACAAGCAUAUAAAAACUUAGUAUAGAUGCUUUUCUAUGUAAAUGCAUGGUGUCCCAAGAAGAAUGGAAUGCAAAAUAUACUAUUCUGAAGCGCUUUCCGACCACAUUAAUUAUUAUUAUGUACAGUGCUUUUCAAAUAGUUCUCCCCUUAUUUUUUUUUUGAACCCAGUGAACAUAGUGACGUUAUGUCGCCAUUUUUAGUGAACUACUGACGUACGCUGACCAACAAAAAUGACGUCGCUAUAUGACUUAUGCUAUGUCGUAUAAAAGACCAAAUACAAAGUGUAUAUGACGUACAGUCGCUGUCAAAAAUAAUCGCGCGGUCUAUCCAAAUACUCCUGAAAAAUUGAGGAUGUGACGACGACGCCCCUAAAGCAGUGAGAUCAGGACUCUUUAACCCUCUCGUUUCGAGAUGACGUUAUCACCUCCGCAAUUUUUCAGGAGCAUUUGUGCAAAGUGUAUCGAAAUGGUUAAUAAAGAACUAAAAAAGGGCGUUUGAUCUCAAACACGUUCCACUCCUCUUUUGGUUCAGAAUUUGUUUGUACCAGUUUAUCCAAAUCGCUUUGCUUUUUAACAGGAAGCCUGAACAUUUGUUUCCUGGAGGACACCGCCAAACACAAUCGCGCUUCUUCACUGAUGAUACCGUUCCAAAAUUUGAAUUUUUACCACGCUUGAUUACAAAUAUUCUAGUAAAACUUAUUUAUUGUUUAUACAAGGGGGUUUCUAAUAAUUUUUUUAUUCGCGCGAAUAUAACAUGAUGCAAAAUGGCAAUUUGAAAUAUUUUAAUAUGAAAUAUUAUUAUUAGAAAAGUCACAUUUUUGGUAGAAGUAUCUCUGAUACUUUUUUAUAAAUAACAAAGUACUCAGUAUUUGGAUACUAGUUCAUUAAAAGUCUAUAGUUGUAAGUGUUGAUUUUUCAGUAAUGAAUGUUCUUAAAAUAAAUGACCGAAUAAUGACGGCAUCAUGUUCACUGGGAAGUUAGCAAGCUGAAAUUCGGGGUGACCAAAUUGAUGCGUGAAUAACCAAAAAUAAGAACGAUUUCUAAAUGGUGGCUAAACGCCACCUUGGAGCGUUUUUUCAAAUACAAUGGGGGUCAUAUGACACCUCAUCCGAAAGCCCCUAAUUAGUGUAUGACUCUAGAAUAUGAAAUCAAUCUAUUCUUUUGGAAGGGACUAUCUGAACGUCCAAUAAAUCAAGAGAUAUUACGUUUUACAAAGAUGACAGGUUUUGUAAAUUUUAACUGGCUUGAUCCAAAUUAGGACAGAUCCUUCCAAGAUUGAUAUAGCAUUCUGAUGAUUAAUUGCAGAGUUAUAAGCGGUUCAACAUACAAAAAUGAACAGAAUCAACGUUGACAGCCCGCUAGUCCACCAUUUUGACAAAGGGCGUCCAGGUGGUCGUCGUGACGCCCCUUUUGGGCGAAUCGAGAUUUAUCACUAAUAUGUAGUAGUAGUAGUAGAAAGAUUUAUUUAGCACAUUUGGCUACAUAAACAGAAUAAUUGUAAACAACUUAGAACUAGUAAAAUCAAGCCAUAUGGUGUAUGAUGUAAAUGCUGGGCAACCUAUAAUUGUAGAUUUAACAAGUGAUUUCUCAAUUUCACUUUGAAUUUUGUCAAAGUUUUCUGGUCUUUUAUCUCCGAGUAUAAUUUAUUAUAUUCAAUCAACCCUUGAUGGAAUACAGAUUUGUAGCAUAUGUUAUACUUUUUGGUCAUUAAAUGGAAGUCAUCUUUAUUUCUGGUAUUAUGUAAAUGAUGGUCGACAUUUGAUGAUGUUAAAUUAGUUAGACUUGAUGGAUAUAUAUUAUUUUUUACUUUAUAAAUGAAUAUCAUUACAAGAUAUUUGAUAAAAUUUUUUACAUUGAGCCAUUUUAAUUUGCUAAGCAUUUGCCUAAUUGGAGUAUAUUUAUCUUUAUUUAGUAUUAUUCUCAUGCACUUAUUUUGUAAAAUUUGCAGUCUUUCAAAAAUGGAAUUAUUUGCUAAAUAUAGAAUAGUCGAACAGUACAAGAAAUUUGGAAGAAUGAUGGUAUUAUAGAUAAUUUUUCUGCUAUAUGAACUCAGACAUCCAGAAACUCUCGAUAGAUAUCCCACUUUACUACUAAUCUUAUUUAUAACUUUUUCAUAAUGAAUAUCAAAAAUUAAUCGAGAGUCAACAAAAACCCCCAGGUAUUUAAAAUUUUCUACGAAUUCAAUAUCUUCACCAUCAAUAUUCAGUUGAACAUUUGUACAUUGUUUUUUUCCGAUUAACAAGGCUUUCGUUUUACUUGCAUUUAAUUUUAGUCUGUUAGAUGCUAACCAUUUUGAGACAAGCUUCAAGUCUUCAUUUAUAUAAGAGAUACCAGACUGAAUAUUUUUAGUACUUAUAUAAAUCAUAGUGUCAUCGGCGAAAAUCUGAAUUUUGCAUUUUUUGACUAUGGCAGGUAAAUCAUUUAUAUAUAAAAUAAAAAGAAGUGGUCCCAGGAUACUGCCCCGUGGAACACCCAACGUAUUUUCAAUUUUUGAUGAAAUAGUGUCAUUAACUUUUGUAACUUGCAUCCUUUUAGACAAAUAAUUUCUAAACCAAUCUAAAACACUUCCUGUUAUACCAUAUGCCUUCAAUUUACCUAACAAAAUAUCUCUAUCAAUCGUUUCAAAUGCCCUCUUCAAAUCCAAAAAUACUGCUAUGACAACUUCUUCUGAGUCUAUGGCUCUUCUCCAAUUCUCAGUUACCAACUGGAAAGCUGUUUCUGUGGAAUAUUUUUUUCGAAAGCCUGCUUGCGCCUCCACUAAAAUUUUGUUUUCUUCUAUAAACUGCAUUAAUUGGUCAUGCACUAUGUUUUGCUCUUCAAAUGUCAAUCGACGCACGAUUACCCAUUCCAUUUAAAAAAUGUUCCAAGAUGGUGCCUAGUCGACAUCUUGGAAUGUUCAACUAUUAUUUUUACGUCCAAAUCAAUUUAAUCAAUCCGGAUUUGAACUUGAUAUCUUGACCCUUACCAAAAUAAGUAUAAAAGGGGUAUUUUUGAAAAGUACUGUAUAUUGGAUAUUUGACUGUCCAAACCAUAUGCACUUAAAGCCAAAUACCAGCACUGACGUCGUAAUGUGCUAUAUGUGUAUUAAAGAAAGUUCGUCGUUGGCUUCCGUGACCUCGUACUCGGAUUGCUAGGCAACGAAGUGCUUCUGUCUCUUUCUAUAUUACGACGUCAGCCAAAUUUGAAUCUAGCCGUAUACCAUCCUAAGUUUUUAUAGAUUAUGGAUGGUGUUGGCUUAAACCUUCAUUGAGGCGCCAUGUAUCUAAUUGGUAUAAUCUUGCGAGUGCAGAAACCCUUAUUUUGAACACCAAUCGGUUGGGUUUGUAUUUGUUAUACUUAGAUGGUCAAACAAUCAGAACAUCUCGCAAUAAAAACCUAAAAUUAGUGGACUAUACUUGUGUUUUAUUUUAGAUAUACAGUGAUAACAUAACUCAUUACAUAGAUUUGCACUCUGUAUCUUGCUGGCUAUCUUCUAUUGUUAACUACCAUCUCUGAGAGAAGUGGGAUAUAUUAUGGGCUGUAUUUGUACAGAAAUGGGAAGUCGAAAUUUGCGGUAAAAUGUGAUGCUUGCACAGAAUAAAGAAAAAAAGCAAACUGCCAUCCCCCGGCCUUUUACAACGCCUCUAUGCAAAGUAGUGCGACGUUGCAUUGAAAUAAGACCUCAUAAAUUUUUGAUUUUUCCAUGUUUAUACAAAAUACGCCUGUUGGCGAAGCAGGCGUUUGAAGAAAAAAAUUGUAAAAUUUACGAAAAAGCUAUAGACAUACUGGUAAUCUGUAAGUGUUCACUUGCAGUUAAAAGGCCAGAAUGCUUCCCAAAUCGCUGAUAGUGCUAACAAAUCGAGGUAUACAGUUCGAGAUAUUAAAUUGUACAAAACAAAGGGAUCUGUUGCUCAAAACUCAGAACUGGAAGUCGGCCGCGUUAUUCCAAUACCAGCUCAAGAGCCUUAAAUGCAUUAUCAAAGAAAAUCGGCGUGCUAAUUAUAACGAAUUGAAAAUAUGGAAUCGGGCAACCCCAAAAAAGUUUGCAAGAGCAACUUAUCACAGAGCUGCCCAAAAACUGGGUUUUAAAACUUACAAGAAUUUCUAGGUAAAAGAGAAGCCCCUUCUGACAACGAUUCAGAAGAAAAAUAGACUAGCGUCAAUCCGGAUUUGAACUUGAUAUCUUGACCCUUACCAAAAUAAGUAUAAAAGGGGUAUUUUUGAAAAGUACUGUAUAUUGGAUAUUUGACUGUCCAAACCAUAUGCACUUAAAGCCAAAUACCAGCACUGACGUCGUAAUGUUCUAUAUGUGUAUUAAAAAAAGUUCGUCGUUGGCUUCCGUGACCUCGUACUCGGGUUGCUAGGCAACGAAGUGCUUCUGUCUCUUUCUAUAUUACGACGUCAGCCAAAUUUGAAUCUAGCCGUAUACCAUCCUAAGUUUUUAUAGAUUAUGGAUGGUGUUGGCUUAAACCUUCAUUGAGGCGCCAUGUAUCUAAUUGGUGUAAUCUUGCGAGUGCAGAAACCCUUAUUUUGAACACCAAUCGGUUGGGUUUGUAUUUGUUAUACUUAGAUGGUCAAACAAUCAGAACAUCUCGCAAUAAAAACCUAAAAUUAGUGGACUAUACUUGUGUUUUAUUUUAGAUAUACAGUGAUAACAUAACUCAU
Messenger RNA from Acanthoscelides obtectus, 7514 nucleotides. The record is from the annotation of a GenBank genome assembly. NCBI's taxonomy places the organism in Eukaryota, Metazoa, Arthropoda, Insecta, Coleoptera, Chrysomelidae.